GCCGGGGAGCCGAGCCAGCCGAGUCGUGCGGGCUGUGGCAGGGAAGGGGCCACCACCAUGGGAUGUACUCUGAGCGCUGAGGAGAGAGCCGCCCUCGAGCGGAGCAAAGCGAUUGAGAAAAACCUCAAAGAGGAUGGUAUCAGCGCCGCCAAAGAUGUGAAAUUACUCCUGCUGGGGGCUGGAGAAUCAGGAAAAAGCACCAUUGUGAAGCAGAUGAAGAUCAUCCAUGAAGAUGGCUUCUCUGGAGAAGACGUGAAGCAGUACAAGCCUGUGGUGUACAGCAACACCAUUCAGUCUCUGGCAGCCAUUGUCCGGGCCAUGGACACUUUGGGCAUCGAAUAUGGUGACAAGGAGAAAAAGGCUGAUGCCAAGAUGGUGUGCGACGUGGUGAGUCGCAUGGAAGAUACCGAGCCCUUCUCUGCUGAGCUGCUUUCUGCCAUGAUGCGACUCUGGGGUGACUCAGGAAUCCAAGAGUGCUUCAACCGGUCUCGGGAAUAUCAGCUCAAUGAUUCUGCCAAAUACUACCUGGACAGCCUGGAUCGGAUUGGGGCCGGCGACUACCAGCCCACCGAGCAGGACAUCCUCCGAACCAGGGUCAAAACCACUGGCAUCGUAGAAACCCACUUCACAUUCAAGAACCUCCACUUCAGACUGUUUGAUGUUGGGGGCCAGCGAUCUGAGCGCAAGAAGUGGAUCCACUGCUUCGAGGACGUCACGGCCAUCAUUUUCUGUGUCGCGCUCAGCGGCUAUGACCAGGUGCUCCACGAAGACGAAACCACGAACCGCAUGCACGAAUCCCUGAAGCUUUUCGACAGCAUCUGCAACAACAAGUGGUUCACAGACACGUCCAUUAUCCUGUUCCUUAAUAAGAAGGACAUUUUUGAAGAGAAGAUCAAGAAGUCACCACUGACCAUCUGCUUUCCUGAAUACACAGGCCCCAGUGCCUUCACGGAAGCCGUGGCUUACAUCCAGGCCCAGUACGAGAGCAAGAACAAGUCAGCCCACAAGGAGAUCUACACCCACGUCACCUGUGCCACGGACACCAACAACAUCCAGUUUGUCUUUGAUGCCGUGACGGACGUCAUCAUUGCCAAAAAUCUGCGGGGUUGUGGACUCUACUGAGCCCCAGCCCCCUGCCCAAAUGCCCAUGCCCUGCCCAACCCCCACCCACUCUUCCCUGGAACCAGAGCUCUGCCACCUCUCAGGCUGCUCUUUGCACUGAGAAAGAAGACCCAAGAGGCUGGCACCAGGGGGGAGGAGGGAGCACCCUUCACGUACACCCCACCUCUACCCCUCCAACAGCUGGAUCCAUGGUAACGGGGCUGGGAUAGGGUACUGAGCGCCGUGCCGUGCACCACAAGGCGGGAGACCUCCUGAGAUCACUUGGGUGCCACUUGUUGGCCAUUGCUUUGUCACUGUUUUAUUCAGAGGCUGCGGUACAGAGUGCCAAGCUGCCAUUUGAUUUAAAAAGGGCACGUCCUGCACUCCGUGGCUUUUACAGAAGCCCUGAGGCCUCCUGUCCUCUGGGUGUACAGGUGGCAGGGUGGCCCUGCAGUAUAGUAGGGUGCAGGCAGGUUAGGGGCCAGUAGAAACCGUUCUUCAGCUUUGCCGGGCAUCUGUCUAUUUGAGUACUGCUCCGUCACCAAAACCCAGGGUGGAACUAGGCCAACUUUGUGGCUCAGGCCUUGGCAAGAGUCUCCCACCUCCUCUGGUCAUCCUCCCUUGCCCUUGUCCCAGGCCUGGAAUACUCUGAGAAUGACUGGCUGCAAAGCUGGGUGGCUAAAGUCCAGUUCUGUGCCAGACAGAGUUAAGAAAGAAGAAGGAGGCUCUGCAUGGGAGGCAGAGACAGCAGCACAGAGCUCUGGCUGGUCUCCUGGCACAGCCGCUCCAGGUGUGUGUGAACCUCCUCUUCCUUCUUGAGCCUAACUAAAACCAGUAGGAAUGGGUAGGAGCCUUUGAGCUGGGAGCCCUGGAGUUCAGAGGCCUAGAGGAGAUGUGGGUCAUGCCCUGCAGCCAGUGCCCACUCCACUGCAUCUUGGCCCCAGAACUCAGAAGGCCCCCAUUCUCCUGCCAGUCUCCAGUGGCAGAAGAGGACAGGUAGAGGGAACCAGUGACCUGGAGUGUGAGCUCUGAAGGCCCUGGCCCUUGGAGGAAGGGUCCUAGGACUCUUUGAAGGAGCUUUGCUGUAGAAGUCCCUAAAUAGAGGCAUGGGUGACUUCUGGUGACCUGGCUCUGGCUGGCCUUGGGCAAUCAGCACACCUCCCUCUCACUCCCAGGCUUCUCCUGAUGCCAUAGCCAGUAGCCCAGGUAGAUGUGCCACACAAGGGGAAAGAGCUGCCUCCUCCUUGAGCCCCUUGUUCUCCUGGUUUCCACUCUAAACACAGUUCUGUCCCAAGCCAGGCAGGACACCUGGGCUGCCACAUGUAGCCCCUUGAUCUGCCUGGGAAGCAGGAAGAGCCCCAUACCAACAGCUGUGGAUUUGUUGGCUCAACAGGCACAGUGCUCGGGAUGGUACAGGAGAUUCGCAGUCCUUCUCUAGUGUCAAAUGCUUGCCCCUCGUGGUGUCUCCCCUUGGUGUGUUUCACAGUUGCCUCUGGCAGUCAAUCUGCAGGAACUGGCCCAUCAGCCCAACUCCUUGUCUAUUUGUUAAACCCCAUCACUUUUUGAACCUUAUACCAGGUGCUGGCACAUGGCAGAGGAAAGGCCCUUGGUGCCAGUUGUGUCCAUGUCCUGCCAUGAAAGGCUAAGGUCUGUUUAACCAUUUUGUGCAACACUGAAGCCACUCUAGGUAAGGCCAGCAGUGCCGCUCAUUCCACCCUAGAUUCUGAACUCAGAGUCAGAACACCUGAAGAGAAGAAGAUUAGCAGAUGCCGUCCCUGAGGUAAAAGUCACAAACCUGUCACUUCUGAGCUCUGUAUCUCCCCAAGUGGUGAGAGUCCCAAGCUGGAGUCAGGACCCUGGAUCCGUUCCUCCCCUGCGGGAGCACUGCGGGACAGGUGUUCAGGGCCUUCCUGCCUUGCGUGCCGUGUGCCUUUUUCUUCUCUUGGAUGCUCCAUCCUGCUCAUUUGUCUUGCGCUGCUUCCAACUGGUUGUCCCAGCCCACCCUGCUGGAAAGUUGUGUCCAUGUCCUGCCAUGAAACUGGCACAGAUGGAAGGACCUUUGGUUGUCUGAUGUAAGCCCUGCAGGAAAACCCCUGGGCACCACGAUUCCCAGCCAUAUUGGCUCCAUCGCCUCUCCCGUGGUGGUGGGGGCAGUUGGGGUGAUGUGAGUUUUGGCUCCGUCGUGGAUAUGGAUGUGGGGGGAAGUGUUGUGAAUGACCAAGGAAGGGUGCUUUUUUUUUAAUCCACAGUGGCCCUGGGUGUGUCCCCAAUGAGACAGUGAUAAACUUUGGCUCUAAUUUAGCAUGCAGACUGGAAGCUGAUUUUUAGGAAGAUUACCUUUGCCAAACUGGUGAAAAUGUGCCUAUCAGUUAGAUGCCUAUGAGCACACUCUGUGCCCUGCCCAGUAGCAGUCUCAAGAACCAGGUCUCUGCCUUCCUUUGAGUGCUACCAGAGGCCUCCAAGGCUCCCUGAGUGAGCCUGGGGGGUACUUGAGGCUCAAGGACUCUGGUCUGACGAGCCUGAAUCCUCAUCUGUAGCUCUGGCCUUCUGGGUCCCAUGACCUCCCAGUGCCCUCUGUCUUUCUGUUCCCACUGGCCUGGCUGAGCCCAAACAGACCUCCACUGUGUCUGGUGUCAGGAAACAACUCAGCCUCCCAAGCCACUGCCCUCAGCCCAGCACCACACCUUACUGGUGGGAACUGGAGGCACCUCUGCCCAUGUGGACUGAGGGGCAGGUGGCAGCUUAACACCUCCCCAGCUUGCUAACCAGGCUGUCUGCAAAGCCCCAGCAAGCGAGGGCUGUGGCAUCGCCUCAACAAGUACCUCCUUACCACUAGCAGGAUUACAGCCAGUCUACAGUUGAUAGACACAGCCUACAGCUGGUACCCCAGUGGCAGACGCUGCUUUCUGGCAAGCCUGCAGCUACCUGCCCACCUUUUCACCAUCUGACCUAGUCUACCCUUAAAUCUUCUUGAAACAUAAUCCAGACCUGGAAGGGUGACAGAGGAGUUCCACCUCUUCCAUCCAGACCCAGUAGCAGCUGCCCACCACUUAUUGAGCUUCUCUGGCUGCCUGUGCUUAUCUCUGACCCUUCUGAAAGCUUCCAGACACAAAGCAGCUCUCAGGAGCCAAAACCUGAGGCUCCACCUUCAUAUCAACAAUUUGAUCUGGGGUGCUGAAGAUAAGCACUCUAGACAGUUCCCCCUGUCAGACUUCAGGCAACAGAGCGAAGGGUCCCAGCAGGCCAGAGAAAAGGGCCAGGCUGUGAGCCAUGACCCGGGGGCACAGCUCCCUAUCCCCAAUCCCUCGGUGGAAAAAGUCAAAUUUGAUUUACCCUCCCCAGAAUGUGGAGCUGGGGCCUCCAGACAGCCCCCACCCCAGCCAGAUGAAGGCCCUGUCAGGGAAGGGUAGACAAGAGCAACAGCGGAAAGACCCCGAUUCAAAGUCCCAGACCCUUUCAGGGAGGAGCUUCCUCUGAUGGGUCACUGCCAUCCCCAGUUCCUGUGCACCAAGAUCAGCAGCAGUGUGGACCAUGUCCUCCUUCACCCGGGUCCCACACCCCACUCCUGAGGCCCCACAUCCACCCACCGCAGCUGCCCCCUGCUCCAGGCAGCACACCUUCACCUGCUGGUCUCCACCCUGCUGCUUCUCACUGGUGCCCUAGCUGUGCCCAGCACCCCACCCCUACAUAGCAGAGCCUUCCUAGGUGCAGUAGUCCCACCGCCCAGCCCACCACUGCCAUCCAACCCAUAUUAACUGUAAUUUUGCAAGAGGGUGAAUUGUCGGUUUAAUAAAUCUCUAGCUAUUGUAAUAAUUUAUUGGCUGCCAUAAUGUAUUUAUUAGUCACUAUCAUUAAUAAAAAGUGCCAGCUCUUUCUAGUGUCUAA
Molecule: messenger RNA, 4986 nt
Organism: Cavia porcellus (domestic guinea pig)
Lineage: Eukaryota; Metazoa; Chordata; Mammalia; Rodentia; Caviidae
Gene: Gnao1
Product: G protein subunit alpha o1
Exons: 8
Coding region: 58-1122 (354 amino acids)
Biological process (GO): adenylate cyclase-modulating G protein-coupled receptor signaling pathway; G protein-coupled dopamine receptor signaling pathway
Cellular component (GO): heterotrimeric G-protein complex
Molecular function (GO): GTPase activity; GTP binding; corticotropin-releasing hormone receptor 1 binding
Source: RefSeq, a predicted model, not a curated record